Molecule: messenger RNA, 4148 nt
Organism: Pseudo-nitzschia multistriata
Lineage: Eukaryota; Bacillariophyta; Bacillariophyceae; Bacillariales; Bacillariaceae
Source: the annotation of a GenBank genome assembly
GUACGCUUCUGCAUCCAGAAGCAUCAAAGCAAUAGGUAGAGUGAUAUUUGUCCCGGUGAUCCCCAAUCGAUCAAUUUCUUCACGUGAUAUUCCUCCCGUGCAACCGUCCUUUAAAAGAUUUUUUUCAGUAUCUACAGUUCUUAGCAAAACUUCGAAUCCCUCUUCGGGGAUAGAAUAUUGGUUCGUCACGUAGAAGCCCUCGGGUUUCCCUCGGGGAAAGUUCUUUCGAUUUUCGUCUCGUUCCGCCUCGUCAAAGAAUUUUUCUACAUCGUCAUUGCUACGAAAGGUUGCUUCCUCCUCCUCAUCGGUAUCCCCGUCCUCUGCAAUGCGGUUGUCCACCUCGAAAUCCCGGUACUCUGUCGAGCAAAAAUAUUUUCGGAGCCUCCGGUUACGAGGCCAGGGAGCAGCGUUGGUGGGUUUCGGAAGCGCCAAGUUGACCCGUGCGCUUGCCACUUCGUUUGCGAAAAGCAAGAAAUCUCGACAAGCGAGCUGCCUUUUCUGGAAAGACUGCCGAAAUGCGUUGGAAAGAUCGACCCAAAAAUACAACAGGAUCACCCCAAAGAACGAUUUUGUGACUAUUUUUUUCAUGAUUUUGCCGUUCUCGUCAAUCUGCGUCUAAAUUCAGACCACUCUUGUAUUUAAUAUCUCAAAUCGAUGAAACAGUGCUCUCUAGUGUCAUAACAGUGUGAGAAUUGCUGGCUGUACAGCAAACGAAUCGCACUUUUUCACCUCAAAUUGACUGAAAAGAUGACAAAAACGAAAUUUUGUCUUGUUUCUCGUUCAUAGUGAUGUGUUUUGAUGUAGUUUUUGUGACACAGAUCGUUUGCUAUCUUACAUUUUUUUCCUCAUGAUGUUUGUUGACACAAACUAGAAGCAGUUACGUUCUUUACUUCGUACGUGGUUACAACAUUUACUGUCUGUCACCACUAAAAGGAAGGUUUCAUAAUUCAUACUACUAAAAUUUAUUAUUUCUAGUACAGUAUUGUACUGUACCAUAACCGUUGAGCAGCUCAACAUUUCCAUGUACUCAGCGCUCGUAGUAUUUUCUAGGUACAUUAUUUUGUUGAGCAAAUCUCGCGUACAAACACUAAUUAUUUUUUUGCUUAAGUACAUGCACCUCAACAGGUUACAAAGCGCGCGGACUGAAUUUUGUAACCAGAAUUUGUAACCAAACCCUUUCCUAAGGAGAGCCCAAAUUUUUACACGAUACUACUGCUAGUCUGGUUACAUUCUGGUUACAAAAAAUAGGGUCUGGUUACAAAAACAGGCGCACCGGUGCGCUUGUGCGCGCUUGUAACCACAUGUAACCAGCGACCAACCUCAACAGGUACUUAAAAACUGUCUUGGUUGCUCACGAUUUUCAGUACUGAAUAGUACUAUUUGUAGUACAAAGUACAAGUACACGCUAAAAAUCGUGAUCAGUUUCUGUUGAAAAACUGAUCUUUUUUGCUAUUCUAGUACAAAGCUCACGUAGAAAUACCGUAGAAAUAUCGAAAAACACACUAUUUGCAGGGGGGAACAAGCAAAACACAAAAAAAGCAACAGUAUCAACCAUGAGGACCAGAAGCAACAAAUCAACCACACCUCCACCAACAAAGAAGAAGCCUCCGGCUAAGAAGAAGAAGAAGAAGGAGGACGAUGACAGCGUCGACUGCGGCGCGUGGCCAGAAAGCAGGGAGAUGUUGAGAGAACUUUCCCAGCAGUGCAGCGCACAGAAGAAAAACAAGCUGUUCUCCUCUCAGGAGGAUCCAAGCUUUAAGGUGAUUGGUGCUAAGGUAAGUUGAACAGAAGAAAACACCUGUGCUGGAAGAAAGAAGAAGAAGGCGCCGCCGCCGCCUGCUGCGCCCAGUCAAACAAGCGCACCACCAACGACAACAAGGAGGGAAAGAAUCCAGUUGGCGCCGGAAGAAGCAGCAGCAGGAGCUGCUGCAACAAAACCACGAAGAGUAUCUCUUGAUCAAGCAGACAAGACCACAGCAACACCAGCAGUGAAUCGAAGACCACCAAUCCGCAAUCCGUACACAAUCAACAAGAAACGCACCGGCGUAUCCUCCACAACAGCGAAAACGAAUAGCAAGAACAAGAAACCACCAAACAAAAAGAAAGCUCCAUCAGCAGCAGCAAAGAAGAAAAAAACAACUGCACCAGCACCAGCACUGGCGCCUCCCCCACCACCACCAGCUGUUGCCGCUGCUGUCGUCGAAUCGGAAGAGGGGGCAUUAACACAGUUCGAAUAUGCAAAGAAGCUGAUAAGCAAUCCAAACGCCUUCAACACACUUGGAAGUGAUGAGUAUGCAAAUGCAGAAUCAAGCAGCAAAGGGUAUGCAACGAAGAGACAAGGAUGCCUCAAGCGCUUUGUUCAAACAAUCCUUGAGGCUACGAAUCCUGAAACAAACACACCAGGAAACAAAGUGAUGUAUGAGAUGUUCACCAAGAAGGUUCCUACUAAUGAUGGAUUAACUGAAGACUACUUAUUCUACAAGAAUGUUGGAGGCAAACCGAAUGCUCUAAAGAAGACACUAAUGAAUCAAGCCCUUAUGAUCUGGACUCUUAAUAUCAAGAACACGAAGACCAGCGAGCCCCUUGAUACGAAUACUCAUUCGGUGUAUGUUCGAGUGUUAUUCUCAGCUUUUCAUGAAAAGGGGAUCCAGUUCAAUGAAGCUGACUUCAAAGGGAAGGGGUCGUUCCUCAGUGCAGUAAAGCUUGACUUCAACAAGAAAAGAGCUGUCGACCCAACACUGGGAACCAAGCGAACAAAGGCUGCCUUCGAUGAGUAUGGGGAUGAGAAGUUUAUGAGCUUGCUUGCGCGUGGAGUGUACAAGCCUUAUACCGACAUGAAGGACUUGCUGAAGAUCCUCACCAUGGAACUGGGUCGACAGUUUGGUCUCAGGGGAAGGGAUGAAAUUGUCUUUCUUAAUUGGAGCUUCAUGAAGCUUGGAAGCUAUUCUCAUGGCAAAAUGGGGAGUGAUCGGUAUGUAGUUAUUGCUCCUGGCGGAGGCUUUGACAAGGGGAAUCAGCUGGGGUUGAGCAAUCCGACUGUGAAUGAGAUGUUCCCAAUGGUCGUUGAAGACAAAAACAAUCCAUACUGUAUUGUCAAGCUGAUCUUCUUCUAUCGAGACCGAUGCCAUCCAGAACAGCAAAGGUUCCUGUGCUAUGUCAACGAGCACAGACACAAGGAUUGUCCCUAUUACUUCAAAGCCGGCAUGCCAGUUGGCCAGGAUGCUGUUCGGAGGUGGGUGAAGGAAAUUGCCACAGCGGCUGGAUACAAGGAUGCGGAGAAGUUUACUCCUCAUGAUAACAGGCAUCGAUGCUGUACUGUGUUAGCAUCCGAUGUGAAUGUUCCUGAGAAGCUCAAGAUGAAUCAUCUUCGGCACCGUAGUGCAAAGUCCUCUCAAGUGUAUGAUCAUGCAACGUCGACAACUCAGCAGCGAGUACAAAACACUCUUCAUGCUGGAUUCAAUUACAACAAGAAGCAGACGAGCGUUGAGAAAAAGGAGAUAACUCAUCAUCGUCGAAGCAAGAACCUUCCAGCAGCGACGAGCAAUGAUAGUAGUAGUAGUACAAAGCAACUUUCUUCAUCCCCCGGUACUGAGUUGAAAGUGGAACUUCUUGCAGAGCUAAAACGAGCAUCCGCAGUUGCAGCAAAAAGAAAAGCUGAAGCUGUCGAGUCCUCUGUUGUUGAUACUAGUAGUAGUAGUAACGACAAGAAGCAACGUCGACUCACCGAGCUUGAAAAGGAUCUUGAUGAAGCAAAGAAGACGAUUGCGGCGCUUACCAGUGAGUUGCAGGAAAAGAAGCUUGCAAUCGGAAUUCAUGAGGGGAAGGAUGUAUUCAAGCAAAAAGAACUUGAAUGGGAGAAAGAAAAGACUGCUUCCCUUGAAAAGAAACUAGAGUCUGCCGCAAACGAGCUGAAGCUUCAACAGCAGCUGAUUGCAACAAUGCACCAGCACCAGAGACAUUCGAUGUGUUUUAUUAUGUAAGUGAUUCACUCUUCUGUGUUGCAGCAGCAGUCGUUGCUGGUGUUUGCUUGCUUGUUGCUACUAAUAAGAACUGAGCUUGCUACUGCUGAGGGGAGCAAAAAGCUUCCGGCAACAUAGCAGCGGCAAUACAAUUAGUAGCGUGAAGAAUAAUAUAAUGAUUUCUAAUCA